AGAGUUGUGAAAGUCUGAACAAAGACUCACACAGAGAGCAAAAGUACGAGUUGGAAAUGUGAGAAAGCGUCAAGGACGAGAGAGAGAGAGAGAGAGAGAGAGAGAGAGAGAGAGAGAGAGAGAGAGAGAAAGAAAGUGAAUGAGUCUAUGCUUGAUGCCACACCUCCCUCUCUACACACCAGCACAGGGUCUCAGACAGAGAAAAGGAGCGAGAUAGAGAAGGACGAGAGAGACUGUAACUACGACUGAGUGGAAUUACAGAUUGCUGGACGUCCCGUGUCUCUCACACACACAGAUGCACCCAGUGAUGAGAUGAUAGACUGAUAAUAAAGAAGAGCUGAAGCCAUGUCGUUCUUUGGCCUUGACUGUGUGAAAAAAAAAGAGAAAGAGACAGAGAGGAAGAUUCGGGCAAACGACAGGGAAUACAACCUCUCUUUUAGAUAUGCGACUAACGGGAUCAAGACCUCGAAAUACAACGUUCUGACGUUCCUCCCCCUCAACCUGUUUGAGCAGUUUCAGAGGAUUGCCAAUGCUUACUUCCUCUGCCUGCUAGUCCUCCAGGUGAUUCCUGCCAUCUCUUCUCUCUCAUGGUUCACCACAGUUGUACCACUCGCUCUGGUGCUGACUGUAACAGCUGUCAAAGAUGCAAUUGAUGAUAUAAAUCGGCACAAGAGCGACCGUCAGGUAAACAACCGCAAAGCAGAGGUGCUGAUCAAUGGAGAGCUUAGAAGUGAGAAAUGGAUGAAUAUUCAAGUGGGCGACAUCAUCAGACUGGAGAACAACCAGUUUGUCACAGCUGACCUUCUCCUCUUGUCUAGCAGUGAGCCCAUGAACUUGGUUUACAUUGAGACUGCUGAGCUUGAUGGGGAGACCAAUCUGAAAGUGAAGCAGGCUCUAACAGUAACAGGAGAAAUGGGAGGGAGUGUUGAGGCCCUGGCUGCAUUUAAAGGAGAGGUGAUCUGUGAACCUCCUAAUAACCGCUUGGACAGUUUCUUAGGGACGCUGGUGUGGAAGGGACACAAACAUCCGCUGGACAAUCAGUGCGUGUUGCUCAGGGGCUGCACUCUCCGAAACACGUCAUGGUGCUUUGGCAUGGUGCUGUUUGCUGGUCCUGACACUAAGCUGAUGCAGAAUUGUGGGAAAUCCAGUUUCAAGAGGACGAGUAUCGACCGUCUGAUGAAUGUCCUUGUUCUGUUUAUCUUUGGAUUCUUGGUGUUGAUGUGUGUGAUCCUGGCAGUGGGUCACGGUAUCUGGGAACACUACGAGGCCAGUUAUACCACUUACAUUCCUCGAGAGCGAAACGUGGGUGCUGCCUUCUCAGCCUUCCUCACAUUCUGGUCCUACAUCAUCAUCCUCAAUACUGUUGUACCCAUAUCACUCUAUGUCAGUAUGGAGGUAAUCCGUCUGGGAAACAGUUACUACAUUAACUGGGACAGACUGAUGUAUCAUGAGCGCAGCGACACGCCGGCCGAGGCUCGCACGACAACACUGAACGAAGAACUCGGACAGAUCAACUACAUCUUUUCUGACAAGACCGGCACUCUCACACAGAACAUCAUGAACUUCACCAAGUGUUCCAUCGGGGGCAAGACUUACGGAGAUGUGAUUGAUCAUUACACAGGACAAAGACUAGAGAUCUCAGAGGACAUGCUCCCUGUGGAUUUCUCCUUUAAUGAUCUCGCUGAUCCAAAGUUCCACUUCUAUGAUGCUGCUCUUUUGGAGGCUGUGAAGCUUGGAACUCCACAAGUUUGCAGUUUCUUCAGGCUGCUUGCUGUCUGCCACACCGUCAUGCCUGAUGAGACCAACAAUGAGUUAGUAUAUCAGGCUCAGUCUCCAGACGAGGGCGCUCUGGUGACGGCGGCCCGUAAUUUUGGCUUUGUGUUCCGUUCACGCUCUGCGGAGUCUCUGUGUGUUCUGGAGCUGGGUGAAGAACGCUGCUACGAGCUACUCGCCAUCCUCGACUUCAACAACGUCCGCAAGAGGAUGUCCGUCAUCGUGCGUAGUCCAGAGGGACAACUGUCACUGUACUGUAAAGGAGCAGACACCAUUGUUUACGAGAGACUGGAUAAAACCUGCAGCAAAUUGAUGGAUCUCACCACAGAACACCUGAACGAAUUUGCUGGGGAGGGUCUGCGCACACUGGUCUUGGCCUAUAAAGACCUGGAUGAGCAGUAUUUCUCUGAGUGGAGACAGCGGCAUCAUGAGGCGAGCACCAUGCUUGAGCAACGGGAAGAAAAGCUAAAUGACCUGUAUGAAGAGAUUGAAAGAGACCUGCAGUUACUUGGAGCCACUGCGAUCGAGGACAAGCUCCAGGAUGGUGUGGCGCAGACCAUCGAGCAGCUGACCAAGGCCGACAUCAAGAUCUGGGUGCUGACUGGAGACAAGCAAGAAACCGCGGAAAACAUCGGCUACUCCUGUAACCUGCUGCGAGAGGAGAUGACAGAUGCCUUCAUCAUCUCUGCAAACUCACACGAGGAAGUCAGGAAAGAACUCCGAGACGCUCGACUGAAGAUGCUUCCAGAUUCAAGUGAGGAAGCGUCUUUCAUCUCAGAAAGCAUUCUGGGUAAUGAGCCGAAAGUGGUGCAUGAUGAGAUCGUGAGUGGUGAUUUCGGCCUGGUUAUAAACGGCCAUAGCCUGGCAUACGCCCUGGAGCACAGUAUGGAGCUGGAGUUCCUGCGUACAGCCUGUAUGUGUAAGACGGUGAUCUGCUGUCGUGUCACUCCUCUUCAGAAGGCUCAGGUGGUGGAGCUGGUUAAGAAAUACAAAAAGGCCGUCACUCUGGCUAUAGGAGAUGGUGCUAAUGACGUCAGCAUGAUUAAGGCGGCUCAUAUCGGAGUGGGGAUCAGUGGGCAGGAGGGCAUGCAGGCUGUACUGUCCAGUGAUUUCUCCUUCGCUCAGUUCCGUUACCUGCAGCGCCUCCUGCUGGUGCACGGUCGCUGGUCCUACCUGCGCAUGUGCAAGUUCCUACGUUACUUUUUUUACAAGAACUUCACCUUCACCUUUGUGCACUUCUGGUACGCCUUCUUCUGUGGGUUCUCUGCCCAGACAGUGUAUGAUCAAGCCUUCAUCGCACUCUAUAACCUGAUGUACACAGCACUCCCGGUAUUGGGAAUGGGCCUUUUUGACCAGGAUGUGAACGACAGCUGGGGUCUGGAGUACCCUCAGCUUUAUUGUCCAGGUCAGCUGAGUGUGUACUUUAACAAGGGAAUUUUUGUGAAGUGUGCACUCCACAGCUGCUACAGCUCUCUGGUGCUGUUCUUUGUGCCCUAUGUUACCCUAAAUGACACCGCUGACUACCAGUCAUUUGCCCUGCUCACACAGACAUGCCUCAUCAUCACUGUGUGUGUUCAGUUGGGUUUGGAUCUGUCAUACUGGACAGCAGUGAAUCACCUGUUUGUGUGGGGGAGUUUAGGGAUGUAUUUCCUCGUCACCUUUGCUAUGCAGAGUGACGGACUGCACAAACUCCAGCCGGGAUCCUUCACCUUCAUAGGCACUGCACGAAACACUCUGGAUCAUCUCAACGUUUGGUUGGCGAUUGUCCUGACGGUCGUAUUGUGUGUGCUACCAGUGCUCUGUCACCGCUUCCUGUACAGCCAAUUCAUUCCCACUAUAAAUGACAAGGUGAGGUUUAUGGUGCACCAGAUGAAGGCCCAGCCUCCUCCUCCUCGCCGCCGCACCAGGAUUCGCCGCUCUAGCACUCGACGCUCGGGCUACGCUUUCUCUCACACUCAGGGCUACGGUGACCUUGUCACCUCCAAAUGGUUCCUACGCCGACAGGCCACACCCCGAGCCACUGGGUUCAUGCCCACAAGCCGCACAGCCCGGUUCAGCCCGACCGGGAAACAGCAGAACUCUAAACAGGAGGUGGAACCCCCGCAGCUCCAGAACUAUCGCGUUGUAAAAGACUCUGCAUUUUAGAAGUGACGCUUUGUGAUGGACACGAAGAACAAUAAUUAGAAUUGGGUUCUAACAGAAACAUCAGGGACUGCAGUGAGGCAGGAGCAAUAUUUAGGUUCCUAAAAGCAAAAUUUAGUGCUUGUUUUAAAGAUUAAAAAUGCUGGUGGAGGUUCUGGAACUCUGAUCAGACAUCCAGUGCUCCACCUUAUCAGGAUAUUGAGUAAGUGAAGGAUGUUGUUGAAGAAUCAGUAUGAGACAUCAGCUCCUGAUUCAAAAGGAAGAAACCCAAAACUGAUCACCAUUUGACCCAUGUUCCAAUACCAACAUUUGAAGUCGGUUUCAGAACCAACAAUGUGUUCCGUGAAUUACAGAAGGUUGAUGUUCAGGUCUGAUAAAUGAAAGCAAGAGUUCUAGCAUUCUAAAAAGAGAAGCUGGCAGCAGGACCUGAACUUAGCUUGAGAACCUAGAAUGAGAGUCAUCACUGUGUUUUAGGAGCAACAGUUAGGUUGGACUUCACAUUUUCUUUAACACCAUUUGGCAACCAACAGCAGGGUUUCUGGAGCAGUGUUUACAUGGUUCUGCUGUUCUACAGAACAGACCCCAAAACAGGAUGCCCACACACCAAAGAGAACCGGAUGUCGUCUAAACAUACAAAAACCUAAGACGAUGUUUAGAUUAUAAAUCUGUGGUUCUGAUACAUAUGAAUAUUUGUUAUUUUACAUUCCAUUAUAUAACUGUUACACAAUAUCACCUACAUGUAUAAAUAUGUUCACACACACACACACACACACACACAGAGAUUGUAGUACCAGGUUUCACACUUUCCUCAGAACUAUAGAAUAAGGGCACUAGCAGGAGAGGCUUUUUACUUCCUAAAGGAGGGAACAUCAAGGGUAGAACCAAUGCCUCGACAUCAUCAGUCAGUCAUGGACGUGUCCCCAAUCACACACUCUGCAGAUAUAUCCCAAACCCCCGCAGGUGUGGCACACGGGUGCAUCUUUUAUCUGAACAACACUGCAGUACACCAUGAGAUUUCAUCAGCACAGCUGGACAUGUGACGUGACAUACGGCUAAGUAUGGUGACCCAUACUCAGAAUUCAUUCUCUGCAUUUAACCCAUCCAAAGAACACACACACCAUUUAUGCUGCGGUGCCCGGUGAGCAGUUGGGGGGGAUUCUGUGUCUUGGCUCAAGGGCACCUCAGUCAUGGCUGGCCCAAGACUCGAACCCACAACCUUCGGGUUACGAGUCAGACUCUCUAACCGUUAGGCCACGACUGCCACGAUGUGCUGGGGACACCAAGGUUUAGAGUCACGUGAAACCAAAGUCGCACUUUACCUAACACUAAAGACUGAAGUCAAAUGACACCAGACCUGAACACAACUCAGUGUUGUGAUUUUAGUCAUAAAACAGGUGUGGAAACCUGCAUGACGUGACCAGUAAGUGCCUUAAAAAAUAGUAUUAUUUACAUGAGAUCGUCCAUGACUUCAUUGCCGCUACACCAAACCCCAGAUGUUUUAGGUUAUUACUGAGUUUUUAGAUCUGUUACAUUUCCAAUUUUUUACUUUCAGUUUUGAUGUUAUGUUUUAGUUUUUUUUUUUUACCUCUGUAAUCAAGCCACUUCUACUGUUUCCCAAUUCUGUAGUCUUGUGUCUUUAACAAACAACAGAAACGCUCAGGUUAAAUGUAAUUUGUCAAUCAAAAACAAAAUCAUGUGACGUGUGACACCACAAAGCUCCCUCUUUUUUUUUACUCAGUGUUUACUUACAGUUUAGCAACGUUAUCUAAACUAGUAACUAUUAACUAGUAACUAGUGUAGUAACUCACAUUAGCUAGUGUAGUAACAAACAUUUAACUAGUGUAGUAAUUAAACUACACGAUGGCUUAGUGGUUAGCACAUUCGCCUCACACCUCCAGGGUUGGGGGUUCAAUUCCCGCCUCUGCCUUGUGUGUGUGGAGUUUGCAUGUUCUCCCCGUGCCUCGGGGGUUUCCUCCGUGUACUCCGGUUUCCUCCCCCAGUCCAAAGACAUGCAUGGUAGGUUGAUUGGCAUCUCUGGAAAAUUGUCCGUAGUGUGUGAUUGUGUGAGUGAAUGAGAGUGUGUGUGUGCCCUGCAAUGGGUUGGCACUCCUUCCAGGGUGUAUCCUGCCUUGAUGCCCAAUGACGCUUGAUUUGGCACAGGCUCCCCGUGACCCGAGAAUAGUUCAGAUAAGCGGUAGAAAAUGAGUGAGUGAGAGAGUAAUUAAACUAGUGUAGUGAAGUGAUCAGCUUUGUGAUUGACGUGUCAGAGGUAACUUAACCUCCUACGACCUGGUGUCCACAUAAGUGGACAUUACUGCAUCUAAAAUGCAAGGCCAAACCAAUGCUCGGGUCUUAGGAGGUUAAAGGAUACAUACCAAAGUGACAAAAGUAAUGUUCUAGCAUAGUGUUCAUAGCAUGUUACACAUGCUUUAAUAUGUUGCUAACAAAGUUUCCAUGAUAUAUAAGUCUAAUUCAUUACAUUGCCAGAUUUCCAUAAAAGAGCAGAAAUCACUUUACUCCUUAGAACCUGCUGAGGUCAUUAUUAAACACUCCGAGCGUAGACCAUGGGUGUGGUUUGGGCAAGACAGGUUACUUAGCACCCUAUAAAGUAUAGACCUGGCACUGUGUGUGUAUGUGUGUGUGUGUGUGUGUGUGUGUGUGUGUGUGUGCGUGUGUGUGUGUGCGUGUGCGUGUGUGUGUGUGAUACAUUUCCAUUUUUCCUUUUAAAAGGUAAGACACCUGAAAACCUGGGAAUCAAUACUGGUGAUGAUUUAAUGAACAAAAUAUUAUGUUUCUAUUUUUAUUACAGAUGUUUGUAUAAAUUAAAGCUUUUUAUAUCCAGAAA
Molecule: messenger RNA, 6760 nt
Organism: Tachysurus vachellii
Lineage: Eukaryota; Metazoa; Chordata; Actinopteri; Siluriformes; Bagridae
Gene: atp8b5a
Product: ATPase phospholipid transporting 8B5a
Exons: 28
Coding region: 346-3918 (1190 amino acids)
Biological process (GO): phospholipid translocation; Golgi organization
Cellular component (GO): plasma membrane
Molecular function (GO): ATP hydrolysis activity; ATP binding; magnesium ion binding
Source: RefSeq, a predicted model, not a curated record